AUGUUCUCGUCGUUGGUGGCGCAAUCACAGGUUGAUGACUCUGCCUCAUCGAGAUGUCCUCGUCAUUCCUCUCCGAAUCAUCAUCAUUCACCACUCUUCACAAGAACACCAACAAGGAAUCAAGGUUGUACCUCUUGUUGUACUCUUUUCAAUACUACUACUUCCAAUCAUGAUGAUGAUCAAUAUACUACUACUACUACUAGUACUACUGCUUCCUUGAAAAGUCCAAUGUCUCGUGGUGGAGGUGGUUGUGGUUGUGGUGCAUUGAAAAAUAAUACCACCCCUUCUCCUACUCUUCAUUCAUCCAAUAAUGUCAAUAACAAUUGUUAUUCAAAUCAUCACACAUGGAUUUCAUCUCGUACUUUGAAUGCAGGUCAAGAUUUUUAUGAUCCAUCUUUAUCCAUGCAAACAACAUCAAAAUUUAAAUAUGGACCAUAUUUAACACAUCAAGAAUAUCAAGUGGAAGGAUAUUCUACAACCAUUGAAGAAUUAAACAAAUUACAAAAAUAUUGUGAAGAAUCUCCACAAGAAACGAUUGAAAAAACACUCUAUUUAAAAGAAUUAAUCAUGAAUAGUGAAAAGAGAAUAUCAAAUGAAAAGUCAUCGAAUAGUUCAUCUAUGAAUGAUCAUUUCGAAAGAAUGAGUCCUCCAAAGUUAGAAAAUUGUGAAUUAUUAAUCUCUACUCCAUCAUCAAUGAAAACUCCUCAAAAUAGUAAUCAUCAAUUAUUUGAGAAACAAUUUUCAAAUCAAUACAAUGUAACAAUGAUGAAACAUUGGAGGCAUCACUAUGGAGGUCUCAAAGAGAAUAUUAUUCUAUUUUUAAUUGGAUUGAUAUUUGUGUUAUUGUAUAUCUUGGUGGUUCAUUAUUUAUUGAACUAUGGAUCGUGA
This is a messenger RNA of Naegleria lovaniensis, 888 nucleotides long. RefSeq lists its product as uncharacterized. The transcript has a single exon. The coding region runs from base 1 to 888 and encodes 295 amino acids. NCBI's taxonomy places the organism in Eukaryota, Heterolobosea, Eutetramitea, Acrasida, Naegleriidae. The record is from RefSeq and is a predicted model, not a curated record.